Messenger RNA from Papaver somniferum (opium poppy), 2830 nucleotides. Its product is annotated as putative pentatricopeptide repeat-containing protein At1g12700, mitochondrial. The transcript has 4 exons. NCBI's taxonomy places the organism in Eukaryota, Viridiplantae, Streptophyta, Magnoliopsida, Ranunculales, Papaveraceae. The record is from RefSeq and is a predicted model, not a curated record. Gene Ontology annotation, molecular function: protein binding. The coding region runs from base 27 to 1697 and encodes 556 amino acids.
AUACCCAUCAAUGAAGGAAAUCACUAAUGAAAUUAUUCAGAAGAAUAAUAAUCUUCAGCAAUCACUAUUCUCCUCUGUUCCUACAAUCAGCUAACUUUCUCAGAAACUAUUUUACUCAAGAAACCCCUUUUGAAACUUACAUAAAGAACCAAUGCAAGUCUGGAGAGAUUAAAAAUCUUGAUACUGCAGAAGUUUACUUUAAUGAUAUGAUUUCAGUAAACCCAUUACCAUCUACAGAGACAUUUAAUCAUCUAUUAACAUGUGUAUCGAAGAUCAAACAUUGUUCUGCUGCUGUUUUUGUGUGGUAUAAUUUGAUGAAUGUGGUUGGUGUUGUGCCGAAUAUCUAUACAUUUAACAUUCUCAUUAAUUGUUGUUGUAGAUUAAGUCAGAUUGAUUAUGGGUUCUGUUUGUUUGGUGAAAUGCUUAAGAGAGGGUGUAAUUCUGAUAUAAUCACUUUCAAUACACUGAUUAAGGGGCUUUGUGCAGAAAAAAAGAUCCGUGUUGCGGUUAAGGUGUUCGAUAUAAUGUCUGAGAAGGGGGUUCGGCCUGAUUCUGUGACGUUUAAUACUCUGAUCUGUGGGCUUUGUAGAACUGGAGAAGUUGGGAUUGGUGUGGAGUUUUUGAGGAUGAUGAUGGUGAAAUGGAAGUGUAGUCCUAAUGUGAUUACUUAUAAUUGUUUGAUUCAUGGGUUUUGCGGUAUUGGCCAGUUAGACGAAGCGUUAUGGAUAUUUGAUGAGAUGUCUAAUCGAGGAAUUGCAGCGAAUGUUGUCACAUGUACGUCUUUGAUUCAUGGAUUAUGCAAGUGUGGUCGGUGGACGGAAGCAAAGGAGUACUAUAAUCAAUUAGUGAACCGAGGGAUAUCACCAAGUGUAGUUACGUUCAAUGUGUUGUUAAAUUAUUACUGCAAAGAAGGGAGGAUAACAGAAGCUUAUCAGGUCUUUGAGCAAAUGAUCUGGUCCGGUGAGGAGCCUACUGUGGUAACUUAUAAUUCACUGAUGAAGGGGUAUUUCAGUAUUCACAGAUGGGAUGUAGCUAUGCAACUAUUCGACAGGAUGGGAAGAAAGGGUUUGAAACCUGACCAGUUUACUUACAGUACGAUGAUAACUGGAUUAUGCCUGAAUAAGAAAGUUGAAGAUGCAAUAUACUUGUUUAAUAAGAUCGAAUAUUCUGAACAUCCCUUGAACAUAACCACGUAUAGUGCAAUGUUGGAUGGGUUGUUAAAGAACCGAAAAGUUGGCGAAGCAAUCGAACUUUUUAAUGCGCUAGAGGAUAAUGGAUUUGAAGCUGAUAUUUGUAUGUAUAAUAUACUGAUUGAUGGGUUGCUCAAGUCUGGGAAACCGGUAAGUACGCGGAACUUAUUUACUGAACUCAUUAAUAAAGGAUUAGCACCGAAUGUUAGAACAUAUAACAUACUGAUUAGUAACCUGUGCAAGAAAGGAAGGCCAUUUGAAGCUGAGAAAAUUAUUAUGGAAAUGGAACAGAGUGGUUGUUUACCAGAUGCCAUCACAUAUAACACCAUCAUUUCAGGUUUUAUUCAUGAACAGGAGGUUGAUAAGGCAACGCAAUUUCUUCAUAAAAUGGAUGGAAGAGAACUUGUUCCCAAAAAGGAUGUAUGUGCAGUUUUGAAGACUACUAUUCCAAUGGAACAAUACACUGCUUUACUGAGAUCGAAUCUUCUGGACAGCUCUUCAACAUAGCCACAUAUAGUGCAUUGUUGGACGGCUGUUCUUGAACUAAAAAGUUGACGAAGCAGUCGAACUUUUUCAAUCACUGGAGGAUAAUGGAUUUCAAGCUUUGAGGUAUGGGAAGUUGAAGAAGUUUUAACGGGUGGAACCAAUAGUAUUAUUUCCAUUGUUUUCAAGGCCCUACCAUGUGAUAUAUCUCAGCAUCAGCGAGGAACAGCAUUGAGCGGUUUCGGUCAAGGAAAGCUCACUGUGCUUGUAGCCAAGAUGUUGCAGCUUUAUGGGUUUCCAUGAAAUCGAUUAUCUGCUCCCAACUCCCAAAUUUUGAUAGUUAAAAAGGGGAAAAUUGCUAUUGCUGCUGUGGCUCACUUGGUGGUUAUUUCCAUCGCCCGUCCUCCCAGUUGCUUUCCAGUCAUGAACAGUUGGCAUGAUGGGAUAAACUUGUCUGACGUGACUCAACUACCUGAAGGCAGAUGGGUUGAUGUCUCGAAAGCCAACUGAGAAAAUUGACAGAAGAAACAAGUUUCUUCUCCUGCAUUGCACAACCAAUUCUAGUAAGUUUGAAUCUAAUUUCCCUUUUAGCUGUAGUCUGUUCCAUGUAGAACUAAGGUAAUCAAGAUUCAAGAAUUUGACCCUUAUGUUCCUCUAAAUAAAAGACACCCAGCCUUGAACCCUGCCAUUCUGAAACUCAUACCCAACUUUUGAAGCAACAUUAAACACAGAAAUGGAUUGAUAUGAAGGUAAAAUCAAGAAAGACCGACAUCAAACUUUAAAUGCUACCACCAAAUCGUUGAUUUUGCAGUGGGUUUGUUAGACAGAUAAUUUACAUUUUUCCUGGGUCAUGUACACCAUGAGCAAAUUUUUCUUCAGCCAAAAGAUAUAUAUAUAUUAAGUUGCAAAAGGAAAAUUACAUAGUAGUAGUUACAACAUCAGCAGAAAAAAUUGCUGGAAAACUGCAGGGGAAGUAAAAAAUGAAAGAAGAGUAGUAGUUAACAAACUGAUGAUGGCGCUGAAGAUCAGAAGAACCAGUUGAUCUUUUCAUUUUCCAUAUUUUGUUUCUCAAGUAACAAUUUCUUCAGUGUGUUGGAUGGUCUCUGAACAGGCAAUAGAGUCUCAAAGAAAAUUGUAAUAUGAUGUGCGCCAUUAUA